Messenger RNA from Drosophila biarmipes, 617 nucleotides. RefSeq names its product RNA polymerase II transcriptional coactivator (gene Ssb-c31a). Gene Ontology annotation, cellular component: nucleus; transcription regulator complex. The record is from RefSeq and is a predicted model, not a curated record. Gene Ontology annotation, biological process: positive regulation of transcription initiation by RNA polymerase II. The transcript is spliced from 2 exons. Lineage: Eukaryota; Metazoa; Arthropoda; Insecta; Diptera; Drosophilidae. Gene Ontology annotation, molecular function: transcription coactivator activity; DNA binding. The coding region runs from base 105 to 446 and encodes 113 amino acids.
AAUUCCAGACGCCUUACAACACUGUGUAACUAGCGCGAAUUUUCACGCAUUUUUCGCCGGCUUGUAAUUUUUUUCGUCAACUCAGGGAAAUAUAAGGGGGAAACAUGCCCAAGACAAAGAAGAAGGCACAGGCCUCCUCUUCAGAGAGCGACAGUGGCCCAGAGGAUCGCAACCAACCUGCUAGCAAGAAGGCCAAGGAAGCUCCAGCUGCAAAGGGUUCCGCGGCCAAAGAUGCUGGCGGAGAUGGCGCCACCACCUGGACCCUCGAAGGACUUCGCCAGGUGCGAAUCAACGAGUUCCGGGGCCGCAAGAUGGUGGACAUCCGGGAAUUCUACGAGAAGAACGGCGAAACGCUGCCCGGCAAAAAGGGCAUCUCCCUCUCCAUAAAGCAGUGGAAGAAGCUCCUCGAAGUGGCUGAAGAGGUCACCAGCGCCGUUGAGAACUAAUAUAAGUUGCUCCAAAUGCCAAACUUUAGGUCAUAAGAAUGUAGUUGUACUGUAAAUCCAUGCUAACAAGCAUUUAAAUGGGACGAACCCAGUGAAUAAACGUUAUCUUUAGACUUCCCAUCGGGAAUUCCGCUAAUAAAUGACCUACUUUACAGGGCUUCAAUCAAUGAA